This is a messenger RNA of Coregonus clupeaformis (lake whitefish), 2696 nucleotides long. RefSeq names its product DEAH (Asp-Glu-Ala-His) box polypeptide 40 (gene dhx40). NCBI's taxonomy places the organism in Eukaryota, Metazoa, Chordata, Actinopteri, Salmoniformes, Salmonidae. The record is from RefSeq and is a predicted model, not a curated record. Gene Ontology annotation, molecular function: ATP hydrolysis activity; RNA binding. The transcript is spliced from 17 exons. The coding region runs from base 218 to 2443 and encodes 741 amino acids. Gene Ontology annotation, cellular component: intracellular anatomical structure.
CGCUGUGUUUUAUCGUUUUGUCGAUGGAAACGUGUGUAACUUGGAAUCUGUACGACCUAAAAGUUAGAAUAUUGUGGCGGAGAGUCAGACCUACAACUCUAUAUAAGUAAGCAGUUAUGUGUUUACUCUUUGUUAGUGUAUACGUGUAAAAUAAGUUAUUGGAACCAGCUUUUGUCAUCAUUCCCCUUCGCAUAGUUGAACAACAAUAGAGUCCAUCAUGUCGAAAAGGGCGAAGUGGAGCAAGGGAGAUUCAGACGAAUCAAAGAACCUGCCGAUAUAUCAACAUAAGGCCAAACUUCAACAGGCUGUCAAAGACAAUUCAUUUUUGGUUGUCACUGGCGAGACUGGCAGUGGGAAAACGACUCAACUUCCCCAAUACUUGCAUCAAGCAGGAUUUUGGAAUAAUGGUAAAAUUGGCAUCACCCAGCCUCGGAGAGUAGCAGCCAUCACUGUAGCCCAGAGGGUAUCACAGGAGAUGCACUGUAGUCUGGGUAGAGAGGUCGGAUACCAAGUGCGCUUCGAUGACUGCACGACACAGGACACGGUGGUGAAGUACAUGACAGACGGCUGUCUGCUGAGAGAGAUCCUGGCAGACCCUGUUCUGUCUCAGUACAGUGUGGUCAUUUUGGAUGAAGCCCAUGAGAGGAGCCUUAACACGGACAUUUUGCUGGGUCUGUUGAAGCAGACCCUCUCCAGUCCAGAUAAGGCCUCUAAGGGUCGCUCUGUCCCCCUGAAGGUGGUGGUAAUGUCAGCCACCCUGGAGACAGACAAGCUCUCUGUGUUCCUGGGAGGCUGUCCUGUCUUCACCAUCCCUGGAAGAACCUUCCCUGUCACCUCCAAGUUUGGCUGUGCUAUAGGACCAAAAGAUACAGAGAGCUCUGUUUACGUUAAAGAGGUUGUCAAGGUGACAUUGGAUAUACACACCAGUGAGAUGGCUGGGGAUAUCCUUGUGUUUCUAACAGGGCAGUCUGAAAUUGAGAAGGCCUGUGACAUGCUGUAUGAGAAGGCUGAAUCCAUAGACUAUCGUUACGAUGUGCAGGACCGUAAAGUGGAGGGGCUGCUGAUCCUGCCCCUGUACGGAUCUAUGCCCACUGAUCAGCAGAAGCAGAUCUUCCAGCCUCCCCCACCGGGUAUAAGGAAAUGUGUGGUGGCCACCAACAUUGCAGCAACGUCCCUCACCAUCAAUGGAAUAAAGUAUAUUGUUGACAGUGGGUUUGUGAAGCAACUCAACCACAACUCAAGGGUUGGCAUGGACAUCCUCGAAGUGGUUCCGAUUUCAAAGAGCGAGGCCCUGCAGAGAGCAGGCCGGGCAGGGAGAACCUCCGCCGGGAAGUGCUUCCGGAUCUACAGUCAGGCGUUCUGGGAGAAGUGCAUGCCGGAGUACACAGUACCAGAGAUCCAGCGGACCAGUCUCACCGCUGUUAUCCUCACACUCAAGUGCCUGGGAGUUCAUGAUGUCAUCAGGUUCCCUUACCUGGACCGUCCAGAGGAGAGGUUCAUCCUAGAAGCAUUGAAACGGCUUUACCAAUGUGACGCCAUCGACAGGAGAGGUAAAGUGACCCGGCUGGGUGAGCUGAUGGUAGAGUUCCCCUUGCCCCCAGGGCUGACCCGGGCCCUGCUCCAGGCUGCCUCCCUGGGCGUUGAGGACCUCCUGCUGCCUGUAGCUGCCAUGCUGUCUGUGGAGAACAUUUUCAUCAGACCAGGACAUCCAGAGAAGCAGAAGGAGGCAGAUCAGAAGCACAGGCAGUUGGGAGUGCAGGCGGGCAGCUGUAAUGACUUCACCAUGCUGCUCAGUGUGUUUGAGAAGUGCAAGGCCAGUGAUGCCCCAUCAGCGUGGUGUAAAGACAACUAUAUACACUGGAGAGCGCUAAAGUCAGCCUUCAGCGUGGAGACCCAGCUCAGAGAGAUCCUCCUACGACUACAACAGAAGAGAGAUUUCCCUAUGGAGAAGUUUGAUGGCAAUAAGAGUGAGCUGUUCAGGAGAUGUCUAUGCGCUGGUUACUUCACCAACGUGGCAAGAAGGUCAGUUGGGAAGGUGUUUUGCACGAUGGAUGGGCACGGAUCCAUGGUUCACAUUCAUCCAUCAUCAACGCUCUUUGACCAGGAGCCCCAGCUGGACUGGGUGAUCUUCCAUGAUUUGCUGGUCACCUCGCGGAUCUACAUCCGGACGGUGUGCCCCAUCCGCUAUGACUGGGUGAAGGACCUGCUUCCUAAGCUCCAUGAGGUGGAUGUGUACGAGCUGAGCAGCGUGGCCAGAGAGGAGGUGACAGACGAGGAGGUGGCCAAGUGGGAGACUAAGGAAGCAGCUAAAAGACAAACAGAGGGGUCUGCUGAAGACGCGUUCAAGAAACUGGAGAAACGGAACGAUGAAAGCUCUGUGAGCGAUGCCCGUGCUCGCUACCUACAGAGAAAACAGGAGCGGCAACAAGGCAAAGCACCGUGAGGGAGGAGGAGGACAUUGGACACUUAUCCUCAGGGGAAGAAGGACUCCGUUAUUGGACUGACCAGGACAGAAGAAUCUCCACUCAGGGAUUAAAAGCCUGUCUGUUAUAAUAAACUGCACAGGUGAUGUUCUAAACAAUGUUUUACAACACAGGAGUCUGAGAGUUCAGGGUCAAACAUGGUCCUUUGUAGCUCAGUUGGUAAAGCAUGCUGCUCGUAACGCCAGGGUAGUGGGUUUAAUUCCUGGGACCACC